UUUUUUUUUUUUUUUUGUUAUAUAAACGCUUUUAAUUUUUAUCCCGAUAUAUUUUUUGGUACUAGUCUUUUAGUUCGCAUAUAUUAUUUUAUAGAAAUAAUUACUUUAGUUUAAUUAACUUGUAAUAAUAUUACAUUAAAUACGUUAAAUAUGACUUCUUAUGUUGGUUUCGUCUUUCAAAAAAUCAAAAGUAAGGAGUUCCGGGAUUAUCUCAUGAGGCAUUUCUGGGGACCGGUUGCGAACUGGGGACUUCCUUUAGCUGCUAUAGCUGAUUCUCGAAAAGAUCCUGAAAUUAUAUCACCAAAAAUGACAAUCGCUAUGCUUAUAUAUUCCGCUACAUUUAUGCGUUUCGCUGUUAAAGUAAGACCUGCUAACCCAUUACUGUUUGCAUGUCAUUUCACAAAUGAAGGUGCACAAUUAUUACAAGGGUAUCGUUAUUUAGAUUAUUAUCAUUUUGGAGGGAAAGAAAAAAAAUUAAAACAAUUAGAAGAAAGUAAAAAAGCACCAUCACCUGUUACUUUAUAAAAAUCAUAGAACUAUGGUUUUGAAUUUUUUUUUAAAGAAGGGCAUGUUUUUAUUAGUGGCGUGAACGAAUUUUUUUUAAUAAUAAUAAAUCUGAUGAAUAAGGAAGUAGUAUUAAUGUUUAUUAAUUUUAUUAAUGUUUUGAAUCAAUCAAAUUGAUUUAAAAUGUAAUUUAUAUUUAUAUUUAUUAUAAAUUACUUUUUUUUU
Rhizophagus irregularis DAOM 181602=DAOM 197198 is the source of this 729-nucleotide messenger RNA. NCBI's taxonomy places the organism in Eukaryota, Fungi, Glomeromycota, Glomeromycetes, Glomerales, Glomeraceae. The record is from RefSeq and is a predicted model, not a curated record.